CUUUCCCUUCCCAAAGUUCCCACUUCUUGUUUCCCUCCCACCUUUUGCGACUUCGAACCUUCCCCAACCCCCUCUCUUUUUCUCUUCUUCCCUAUCCUCCACUCCCCCCCGUUUUCGCAUCCCACUAUCGCCAAUCCCUUUUUGGCUUCUUUCUUGUUUCCCCUCCAACCAUCCGUUGUAGGGCGUGUUUGUCUCUUCACGGUCGCAUCUUGCGCGAUCCUUUAUUCAUCAACCAAGCUACCCGUCAUCGGAUUGUCGGGAACCAUACUGUGGACUCCUCCCUCGCUCACUGCCCGUAGGGGGCCGAGCACCCGUCGCUGAUCCUUUUUGUUUUCUGGAUACGGCGCGUCCCCAGGCGUUUUGGUUGCCCGGGACUUCCACCACCACCAAACAGCCACCGCUCUGGGUGGGGUAUUCGUCUUACUGCACUGUCUCUUGUCUUCUUGGAUCUGUUUCUUGCGACACUUAGCUCUUGGUUUGAUUUAUCUCCCCUGCUCUCCCCGCCACCAUGUUCUACUCGGAGACCCUGUUGUCGAAGACCGGGCCACUGGCCCGCGUCUGGUUGUCGGCCAACCUGGAGCGCAAGCUUUCCAAGUCGCACAUCUUACAAUCCGACAUUGAAAGUAGUGUCAGUGCGAUUGUGGACCAAGGCCAAGCCCCCAUGGCUUUGCGAUUGAGCGGUCAACUGCUCCUGGGUGUGGUUCGCAUCUACAGCCGCAAAGCGCGCUAUCUGCUGGAUGACUGCAAUGAGGCCUUGAUGAAGAUCAAAAUGGCCUUUCGUUUGACGAACAACAAUGACUUGACCACUACGGUCGUUGCCCCUGGCGGUAUCACUUUGCCCGAUGUACUGACGGAAUCCGACUUGUUUAUGAAUCUGGAUUCCUCCCUUCUGUUGCCGCAAACCCUCAACCUCGAGCCCGAGGGUAAGCGGCCUGGUUCUUCGAUGGAUUUCGGUAGUCAGCUGCUCCCCGAUACUGGCUUGCGCCGCUCCGCAUCGCAAGAACCUGCGCGCCUCGAGGAUCACACCCUGGUCGACUUGGAUUUGGGAGAAGAUGAAACACCUCUCGGCCAUGACUUCAGCAUGGAAGUGGGUCGAGAUGCCCCGGCUCCCCGCCCCGUGGAGGAAGAUCUUUUCAGCGAUGGGGGCAAAUUCAACGAUGUCGACAACCUGCAACUGGACCUUGGUGAAGAUGAUGCUCCCCUGGAUAAGAUGGAUCUGGGCGACGACGCUCUACCCGAUAACCUUCUGCAAACGGAUGACGCCAUGGACCUCGGCGAUGAUCAUGACGAGCCUGCCCCCAAUGCCGACGAUGAGCUGGAACGCGAGAGUGUCCUGAGCUCCAUGGCGGACGAUGAUCUAAACGACCUUGAAAAGUCUCAAGCGUUCGAAUUAGACGUGAAUGACGUGAAUGACGAAGAUGAUGAGGUUACUGCCAAGCAUGCUCAACCGCCAAAGCGCCGCAAGGUCGUUCUCAUGGCACUGGACAAGGAGACCGACCAAAAGGUCAAGGAUGUCAGAGAACAAUACUUGACGCGCGAGGAGAUCAUGAAGCCCUCUUCAUGGCUGCCCCGGGACCCCGUGCUGCUGACCCUGAUGAACAUGCAGAAGAACGGAGACUUUGUAUCGAAUGUGCUCGGUGCGGGCCGAGGACGUGGCUGGGCUCCCGAAUUGCGUGACUUGCUUUCCUUCGAUACCAUCCGGAAGGCGGGCGAGCUGAAGCGGAAGCGCGACAGUGGAAUCGCCGACAUGGAUGUGGAUGCGGCCACUGCGCCGGCCCUGGAGCUAGGCGAAGAAGAGGCCAUUGUGCCGGUCGAUGAGGGAGUUGGUCUUGACUCGACUCUGCUCCAACGCUCCGAAAUCGAGUUCCCCGGUGACGAGGAGGACCAGGCUCUGCGUCUGAGUGAUGACGAAGGAAUGAACCAACCAUUGGAAGAUGCCGACGACACGGUCGUGGCCGACAGUGGUCCCGUGUCGAUCGGUACGAAGCACGCCGUCCACAUCCUUCGGGAGCGCCUGGGUGAAUCUGCGGCCGAGCAGAAGAAGAGCGUGAAAUUCCAGGAUUUGCUUCCAGAGAAGAAGGCAUCCAAGGCGGACGCCACCAAGAUGUUCUUCGAGGUCCUCGUGCUGGCCACCAAGGACGCUGUACAAGUUGAACAACGACCGGAGACCGUGGGUGGACCUCUCAAGAUCCGUGGCAAGCGAGCCCUCUGGGGCUCGUGGGCUGAGGAAGGGGCCAGCGGGGAGGCAGAGCAGCAGCCCGUUGAGGCCACCGCCUAAAGGACCUGAUGACUCCGGCGUCGUGUUUAUGUACAGUUGCGUUCUCUAUGAAAUUUUGUUUUCGUGUGGGCAGGGUUGCCCCGGGAAUCUCUUGGCUUUUGUACGGGGCGAUUAUCCUGUGUGUAUUCUUUGGAGUUUUAGGGGUCUGGCUUUUAACUUUCUCUUAACUCUCUUCUUCUUCUUCUUUUCUUUAUUCUUCUUCAUUUGUUGGACUUGAAUUUUUUCUUCCGGGACUGAAAAGGCGGCUAUUAUGAUUCUGCUGGAGGGCUGGGAUUGAUGCCCUGUUGAUCGUUGGGCGAAUUGGAUCAUAGGUAGCUUAGUGUAAUAGAAGAACUCGAAUAAACCAGCCCAGCGAUGCGCAUGGGAUGUAUCCCUCAGAUUGUGC
This is a messenger RNA of Aspergillus welwitschiae, 2663 nucleotides long. Its product is annotated as kleisin alpha. Lineage: Eukaryota; Fungi; Ascomycota; Eurotiomycetes; Eurotiales; Aspergillaceae. Gene Ontology annotation, molecular function: chromatin binding; protein binding. Gene Ontology annotation, biological process: replication-born double-strand break repair via sister chromatid exchange; mitotic sister chromatid cohesion; synaptonemal complex assembly. Gene Ontology annotation, cellular component: synaptonemal complex; cohesin complex. Bases 509 to 2278 code for a protein of 589 amino acids. The transcript has 2 exons. The record is from RefSeq and is a predicted model, not a curated record.